Molecule: messenger RNA, 918 nt
Organism: Pieris macdunnoughi
Lineage: Eukaryota; Metazoa; Arthropoda; Insecta; Lepidoptera; Pieridae
Source: the annotation of a GenBank genome assembly
AUGUAUAUUGUGAACGUGGGCAACGUAUCUGCUGAGAUGGAGUUGCAGAGGCUGCAGCAAGAACACCUACGUCGUCAAGAGAUGGUGCGGCGGGGACACCUAUACCCUGCGCCCCCUCUGGGGCUGUUACCGCUGUUGGAGCAAAUGAGACCGCAACAGCCCCACUCCAACGUUGUCCCAUCCAACCCCUGGCCGACCCAAAUGCCCCAGAUGAGGUCGUCUCCCCCUCCAGACCCCGAUGCACCCCUGAACCUGAGCAAGCAGCGUUCUCCCUCUCCAGGGCCUAUGAUGAUGCCCCGAUUUAUGCCAUACCCUCCCAUGGAUGAGUCAUCGUAUAUGAAGAAGGACGACGAAUACAAUUCCGCUUGCAAUACAUCUUCAUGGGGCCAAACACCUCCAGAAGAAGCAGAGAAGGCGAAGUUGAUCCGGCAACCGAAGCGCGACGAAGCCGGGAAACCUCACAUCAAGCGACCAAUGAACGCUUUCAUGGUUUGGGCGAAGGAUGAGCGCCGUAAGAUUCUUAAAGCUUGCCCAGAUAUGCACAACUCGAAUAUAUCGAAGAUACUCGGCGCCAGGUGGAAAGCUAUGUCUAAUGCUGAGAAACAGCCCUAUUAUGAAGAGCAGUCGAGACUGUCAAAACAGCAUAUGGAAAAACACCCUGAUUACAGGUACCGACCCCGACCAAAACGAACUUGCAUCGUCGACGGCAAGAAAAUGAGAAUAUCCGAAUAUAAGAAUCUAAUGCGUACGCGCCGACAGGAGAUGAGGCAGCUGUGGUGUCGGGACGGUGGGAGUGAGCUGGGCUUCUUACCCUCCCUCUCAUCCCCGGGGCCCUCGAACACGUCGCCACCCCCCAACGGCGGUAACUACAUGAACCCCGGUUUCUCCCCCCCACUUUCACCUAGAGAGGAAGAUUGA